This is a messenger RNA of Lichtheimia ornata, 1725 nucleotides long. RefSeq lists its product as uncharacterized. Gene Ontology annotation, molecular function: phosphatase activity. Gene Ontology annotation, biological process: dephosphorylation. Lineage: Eukaryota; Fungi; Mucoromycota; Mucoromycetes; Mucorales; Lichtheimiaceae. Bases 1 to 1725 code for a protein of 574 amino acids. The record is from RefSeq and is a predicted model, not a curated record. The transcript is spliced from 7 exons.
AUGCACCAGAGCCGAAUUGAUCUAUUAAAGAUUACGCAGGUUCAAGAUGUGCAAGUUGAAAAGGGACCAGAGACGCUUGUUGGUACUUUACACUUGACGGUGCACAACCUUAUAUUCAACCAUGCCGAAGGGGAACUGUGGAUGCCCUAUUCUAUCAUCCAUACCGUCGAGCGACGACCUGUCUCGCUUCAAACGGGGCGUCAUCCAUUGUAUAUCCGCUGUAGAGAUUUCCUCGUGAUCACCUUGUCGAUCCUCAAGGAAAGCGAGACACAAGAUGUUUUUGACAGUAUCCAGAAACUCGCAUGCGUUACAUCCGUCGAUCAGCUUUAUGCGUACAGUUACCAGCCACAGCCCAAUUAUACUUCAAACAAUGGAUGGAGAUUGUAUGAUCCGCUUCAUGAAUAUGAACGAAUGGGCGUUGGUACCAAGAAUGAUAAUUGGCGAUUCACCACCAUCAACCGAGACUAUACUUAUUCCCCAACCUAUCCACGCACACUCGUCGUCCCAACCAAGAUCAGCGACAAUGUACUCAACUACGCAGCAAAAUACCGUAGUAAGGCAAGGAUACCAGUACUCUCUUAUCUUCAUUGGUAUAACAUGGCAACCAUUACACGGAGUAGCCAGCCUAUGGUGGGGUUCAAGCAAGCACGGUCCAUUCAAGAUGAAAAGCUUAUCGAGGCGAUCUUUGCAUCCAAUGUGCCUACAGGUCCUAAUGGUCAAACGAUUUAUGGAUCCACAGCUGCCAAUUUGAUCAUUGAUGCUCGACCUAUGGCCAAUGCCGUUGGAAAUGUGGCGCGUGGUGCAGGAACAGAGAACAUGGAGAAUUACAAGAAUUGCAAAAAGGUGUAUGUCGCCAUUGACAACAUUCAUGUCAUGCGAGAUAGCUUGGCGAAAAUGUGUGAUGCAAUGCAAGGAAUCGAUACAGGAGGCGAAGUCAACCGAGCAGGAUUACAACGAUCGAAUUGGCUGAAACACAUUGCCACGCUUUUGGAAGGGACUGAAACAAUUGUAAAGAACGUUCAUGUUUAUAAUUCUCAUGUGCUUGUUCACUGCUCCGAUGGAUGGGAUCGUACUGCACAGCUUGUAUCGAUCAGCGAACUUUGCCUUGAUCCAUUUUAUCGCACAUUUGAAGGCUUCCAGGUGUUGAUUGAAAAGGAGUGGGUAUCAUUCGGCCAUAAAUUUGCGGAUCGAUCAGGACACCUUUCCAACGACAAGUAUUUUGUCAACCUCGCUUAUACCGGCAAUGCAGCAACAAACACCAUCAAAGACAUGCAAAACAAGUUUUACAAAUCCAACUAUUAUCAACGAGAGACGAGUCCUGUAUUCCACCAAUUUUUGGAUUGUGUCUAUCAGCUCUUGUGCCAAUGGCCCACUCGAUUUGAAUUCAACGAGAAGAUGCUACUUGAAUUGCACUAUCAUGUGUAUUCAUGUCAAUUUGGCACCUUUUUAUUCAACUGCGAGGCCGAGCGUACGCAUCAUUAUCCACAAAGCAAGACAUUCAGCAUUUGGGAUUACUUCAACACACAUAGAGAUGAAUUCACGAAUGAGAUGUACGAUCCAAAGAAGGACCUUGAUCUAGUCGAUGAUGGCGGUGUAUUAUUCCCUGAUCCACGCAACAUCAAGUAUUGGGCAGGAUUAUUCAAUCGUAAUGAUACCGAAGUGAACGAGCCCAUUGUAUAUGGUGUUUCCCAUCCUUUAGCACAUCCCUUAGCAGAAGAAUCUUGA